Messenger RNA from Puccinia graminis f. sp. tritici CRL 75-36-700-3, 1095 nucleotides. RefSeq lists its product as uncharacterized. The transcript has 5 exons. Lineage: Eukaryota; Fungi; Basidiomycota; Pucciniomycetes; Pucciniales; Pucciniaceae. The coding region runs from base 1 to 1095 and encodes 364 amino acids. The record is from RefSeq and is a predicted model, not a curated record.
AUGCAUCCACGGCGCCGAAUAGUAGAAAUUCUCGUCCUGUGCUGUUUACUCACAGCUCGUCACAUGGCUCAGGUUGCGCCCUGUCAGUUGAAGCAUGCUCGUGUUGGAGAAGAUAUGACUGGUUCCACGAGCAGCCAAACCCGUUUAAGCAAUCGGGAAAGUUUGGAUCUCUUACCUCAAAUCUCGGAUAUCCCAGCCGAACGGGACGAAGAAAAGACUCGGCGACAAUUUGGCACAAGCGUGCAAGCGCUUCAAAACCGUCAAGAAGCUACCAUGAAAGAAGACUUUAAGAACUUACACCGACAAUUACAGAUAUUCACAGAGGCGGCUAAAGGGGUCUACAAAGAGAAAAAUAUCCCCGAUCUUCUAGACAGUGUUGUAAAACUAGUCCGCAUCUACAACCGCAUACCAACUUUCAAGCAUGAUCAAGUCUUAAAAUGGGAAGAUAAGAUACUAGUCCUUCUGCCGCAGAAACCAAAUGAUCUUUAUAGGAUCGAUGAACCGCCAACUGAAAUUCGACCACAAGACGAUAUCUAUCAGGGGAAAGAGGUACCUUUAAAGAUACCAGGCACGACACGCCAAGGUUUUGAGGUUUUAAAUCCUUCUGGAAGACCUUUGGGAAAGAAUUUGGGCUUGAACCAAUUGCCCAGUGGAAUGCUGGAAGGGGAAGACCUUGAUCAAGCUAUGGAAGGAAUCAAUUGGGCAUGGCUCAAGAACAUGAACGAUCUUUUGGUUGAUAUAAUGUCAAUUAAAGAGGCGGUCAGAAUCCUCAAGACAAACCAAGGCAAUUAUGCAGCCUUGAACAUCCAGGAGUUUGUGUUCAGGACGGUUGACUUUUGUUACCAGCAUGGACUAAUUGAGUUGGACUAUGUCAAAAGUUUCCUUGCGAGAGGAGACACGUUGGAAUUUGCUGACUUUGCAAUAAAAAGAGGUAUCAAAGUCAGAUCACACUUAUAUAAGACGGGGUUUGACGGUGUGGGGUGUCUUAAUUCCCAUCCUUACUGCAACAAUUUUGUCCAAUUAGUUGAUGAUGGUAUCAAGCAGAAAUACUCUCAUGUUGAGAACUGGAUGGAUGAUAAGCGUUACUCACUCUAG